ACUCCGGGAUAAGAGACUAAUCCGACGCUGCUCACCCAUGCUCGAGUCCAUCUAAUCAGCACCCGCUAUAUAAGAAGGCAUCGACGAACGAGAAAAGCUCGAAAAAACCUGCCCCAGCUCAGCUCUUCCCAACACCAGAACGGUGUUCAACGCGGUCGCUGGCUACAAAGGCAUUUCAACGUUCUCAGGAGAAGAGAAUCAAAUUGGACUUACUAGCAGCAGUACUUGGAUUCGUUGCUUGGACGUUACUGAAUGGAUCGGAAACUAGGGUUUUAACACCAUGAGCUAAACCGUAGUGACGACUCUCUCAGAGUUCGACCUCAGAAUGAAGCUGAACCGCGAGAUUGUUCGUUCCACGAAGCUGUUCAAGUACGUUUUGCUUGGAUUAAUUGCUUUGCUCGGAUUGAUUUGCCUGUAUAACGGUUCAGUGUUCGCUCCUCGUCUGCCGCGAGCCGACGACGCUACCAACUUAGACGACGGUACUGAUCCGGUCAUCGGAAGUUUUCUUCACAAGCGGGACUACUUCGAUGAGUUGUUUGAAGACCAAGAGCACAAUCCCGAAGGCCCUAAAUCCAUACCAAUAUGUGAUAGGAGAUACUCGGAAUUGAUACCGUGUUUGGAUAGAAAUCUGAUUUAUCAGUUAAAAUUGAAGCCUAAUUUGACUCUAAUGGAGCAUUAUGAGCGGCAUUGUCCAUCUCCCGAACGGCGCUACAAUUGCCUUAUUCCACCUCCAGUUGCUUACAAGGUUAGUGAUUGUUAUUAACUCCACUCUGUUUAUUUGUGAAGAAGAUAUACUAAAAUUAAAGAUCUGAAUCUUGAAUUUUGGAUUAUUAUUACUUGAUGCCAAAGAAGAUAAAUCUCUUAAAUUAACUAAACCUCAUAUAACUUAAUGGCUUAGUUUGAAAUCAGUCAAUAUAUUUCCUUCCCUUUUUUUUUUACCUGUUUUUUCGGUGUUCCCUGGGAGUUAUAUACCAAAAUUUUGUUUUGAAUUAAAUACUUUUGAAUCCAACGAGGUUUUUGUAAGAAUACCAGAUCCCAAUUAGAUGGCCUGCGAGUAGGGAUGAAGUUUGGAAAGCAAACAUACCACAUACACAUCUUGCACUAGAGAAAUCAGAUCAGAAUUGGAUGGUUGUGGAUAGCGAUAAAAUAAAGUUUCCUGGCGGGGGAACACAUUUUCAUGAUGGAGCUGAUAAGUACAUUUCUGCUAUUGCUGGGAUGCUUAAGUUUCCUGGUGAUAAACUCAACAAUGCUGGAAAUAUUCGCAAUGUACUCGAUGUGGGCUGUGGGGUUGCAAGUUUUGGGGCGUAUCUUCUUCCUCUCGACAUAAUAGCUAUGUCAAUUGCACCUAAUGAUGUGCAUGAGAAUCAAAUACAGUUUGCACUUGAGAGGGGGAUCCCAUCUACUUUGGGUGUCUUGGGGACCAAAAGACUACCUUAUCCGAGUAGAUCAUUUGAACUAGCUCAUUGUUCUCGUUGUAGGAUUGAUUGGCUUCAGAGAGAUGGGAUUCUUUUAUUAGAACUGGACAGAUUACUUAGACCAGGAGGUUAUUUUGUUUACUCGUCACCAGAAGCUUAUGCUCAUGAUGCGGAGAAUAGAAGAAUUUGGAAUGCCAUGUAUGACUUUCUAAAAAGGAUGUGCUGGAGAGUUGUUUCAAGGAGAGACCAGACUGUCAUAUGGGCCAAAUCACUGAGUAAUAGCUGUUACUCAAAGAGAGAUCCUGGGACCCAUCCUCCCUUAUGCAGCUCCAAUGAUGAUCCAGAUGCAACUUGGAAUGUGCUCAUGAAGGCAUGCAUCACCCCAUACUCGACAAAGAUGCACAAGGGAAAAGGGAGUGGGUUAGAGUCUUGGCCGCAAAGGCUUACAGCAGCACCACCUCGCCUUGAAGAAAUUGGUAUCAGUCCGGAUGAAUUUCGAGAAGACACUAUCUUAUGGCAUUACAGAGUGAUUGAGUACUGGAAGCAGAUGAAGUCUGUUUUACAGAAGAACUCCUUCAGAAAUGUAAUGGAUAUGAAUGCAAAUCUUGGUGGGUUUGCAGCUGCUUUAAAAGAUAAAGAUGUUUGGGUGAUGAACGUUGCUCCCAUCAAUGCGUCUUCCAGAUUGAAGAUAAUUUAUGAUCGAGGCUUGAUUGGAACAGUUCACGACUGGUGUGAAUCAUUUUCUACAUACCCACGCACCUAUGACGUUCUUCAUGCAUGGACAGUCCUGUCAGAGAUUGAGCGUGGCUGUAGCACAGAAGAUCUGCUGAUUGAAAUGGAUCGUGUGCUACGGCCAGAAGGGUUUGUCAUCAUAAGAGACAAACCUACUGUCAUAAACCAUGUCCGAAAAUUCUUGGCUGCCUUGAGAUGGGAUGGUUGGAUAUCAGAAGUAGAACCAAAGACCGAUGUGCUCUCGUCAAAAGAAGAAAGAGUUUUGAUUGCAAGGAAGAGACAGUGGGAGGAGGGAGUUCCAAUACUGUGAAUCUGCUUUCUUGAUUGGGCGCCACCACAGCUGUAAUUUGGAAGCCCUUUACAGGAAUAAGGAAAAAGACGGAACUGGACCCAGUUGCAGCUUCAAUUGCCUGAAACCAUAUAGAGAUACAACGAGCCUGUUUAAAGUGCAGCCAUAUAGAGAUACAUCUGUUAACAAUCACCACCGAAGCAAGCUAAGGUUUUCACACAUUAUUAGUGGAUCUGUAUGUAUUUAGAUGUACUUUUCAUGAGAUUAAUUUUGCCUUGAAGGGUAGCAUGGCAUUUUCCCAAACUUCAUUUUUCCCUUAAUUUCGACCAUCCACGGUGCACUCGUAAGAGUUCCCUGUACUGUGCUUUUGGCAAAACAGAGAACUGCCACUGAAGCUUGUCAUGUUCAAGUUGUAGUUUUGAUAGUGGAUUAUUCUUCUGAAAAUCUUUUUCUACAUUUGAAGCCAGGUAAAAAAAACCUGCAAUCGCCUAAUUGGUUGUUAUAUGGUUCUUUGUGACGGUGUAGUUUUGCAGAGUUCGCCCUAUUCAAUGGUUUCAAGUUGAGGGAAACUCAUGUAUCGUAAUGUGCUUCCUGAUUCAAAGCUAUCAAUAACCAGCUUCCUUUUGCCCUUAUUGCAGCAUAUGCAGGGCUGCAAAAUAAAGGAAUCCAGUUCCUCAGCAGAAGAACUAGCUAAAAGAUUCCAAUAUCCUUUUUUCUGUACCAAGAAAUUGGUUUACAUGGAUUUCUUCCAUCACAAUCAUUGAAUAGGUAGUAAAUUUC
Ilex paraguariensis (yerba mate) is the source of this 3216-nucleotide messenger RNA. NCBI's taxonomy places the organism in Eukaryota, Viridiplantae, Streptophyta, Magnoliopsida, Aquifoliales, Aquifoliaceae. The record is from the annotation of a GenBank genome assembly.